Messenger RNA from Drosophila novamexicana, 913 nucleotides. Its product is annotated as elongation of very long chain fatty acids protein F-like. The transcript has 3 exons. The record is from RefSeq and is a predicted model, not a curated record. NCBI's taxonomy places the organism in Eukaryota, Metazoa, Arthropoda, Insecta, Diptera, Drosophilidae. The coding region runs from base 53 to 844 and encodes 263 amino acids. Gene Ontology annotation, cellular component: endoplasmic reticulum membrane. Gene Ontology annotation, molecular function: fatty acid elongase activity. Gene Ontology annotation, biological process: sphingolipid biosynthetic process; very long-chain fatty acid biosynthetic process; fatty acid elongation, polyunsaturated fatty acid.
CGCGUUCAUUCGCAAAUCGUAUUCCGACCAUACUGGACGAAAAGUUGAAGCGAUGUUUGGCAUUUUCAAUAUACCGCCACCGGAUCCUAACCAGCUGCCCUUAACGAAUUCGCCAUGGCCGCUCAUUUUAAUACUCACAAGCUAUUUACUAUUUGUACUCAAAUUUGGUAAGAUCUUUAUGAAGCAUCGAGAACCGUACAACUUGACCAAGUUAUUGCGCAUCUACAAUCUGAGCCAGGUGGCAUACAAUGGCAUCUUCUUUGGCAUUACAUUCUAUUAUCUGAUCUGUCGGCGCAUUUGCAAUCUGAGCUGCAUGGAAACCUUUCCGUUUGGGCACGAGCACAAGAAUCUGGAGCGGUAUGUGCACUUUGCAUACUUUAUCAAUAAGAUCCUGGAUCUGCUGGACACGAUAUUCUUUGUGCUGCGCAAGAGCUACAAACAGAUCUCCUUUCUGCAUGUCUAUCAUCAUAUGAUGAUGGUUAUCGGCUGUUAUUUAGUAAUGCGCUUCUAUGGAACUGGUGGUCACUUUAAUGCCUUGGGCAUGAUCAACUCUUUGGUGCAUACUGUCAUGUAUUUUUACUACUUUCUGUCGGCGCAUUAUCCUGGUGUCAAGGCGAAUAUUUGGUGGAAAAAGUAUAUAACAAUAACUCAACUCAUACAGUUUGUUGCACUAUUUCUUUACACGACCUACGUGCUGAUCUUCGCCAAGAAUUGCCGCUUUCCCAGCAGCCUGCUAUUGAUACAGAUAGUUCAGGCCGUGAUUAUGAUGUAUAUGUUUGGCAAUUUUUAUGUGAAGACCUAUGGGCUUACAUCAGAGCACCAAGUGCGUCAUAAACAGGGCUAAUAGAUUAACUAACUAUGACUUUCCCCGCGUAUUCUUCAUAAUGUAAAUAAAGUUUAAUGUAAAUAUCAA